AAACACCUCUACUCCGUACCGUGUUGCACUUUGCAGACCGGGUGUGGCUGAUACUUUCUGCGCCACCUCCAAGAGUGGCGGAGGUGGCUGGUGCAAUAUGGGGGAAUGAGUCAAAAAGAAGAAAAAGAAGUUAAAAUUGGAUCUUCGCAGGACAUACUCAACUUAGAAUAAAAGCACCAGCAGCAACCAUCAUUAUGCCGUACCAGCUCGUCAUCUUUGACUUUGACGGCACCCUGUUCGACACCUACGAUGCCAUCGAGCACUCCAUCCAGUUGACCUUCCAACGCCUCCUGCCCUCCCAUCCUCCGCCUUCGUCCAGCGACAUUCGCCCGCUCGUCUCCACCGGCGCGCCUCCCGGGGACACCUUUCGCAGUCUACACCCCGAUCCCACCACCUUCGACGAGUCUCUCUGGAUCCCCACCUACCGCGAGCUGUAUGCUAUCCAUGGCCAAUCCCGUACGAGUCCCUAUCCCGCCGCUCGCGGCGUCCUACAAGCCUUGCACGACCGGAAUCAACCCAUGGCCAUCAUCAGCAACAAAGCUGCGGUCGCAGUGAAGGCGGCCCUGGAGAAGACCGACCUGUUGCAGUUCUUUCCAGAUUCCCUCAUCCUGGGUCAUGGUGUGGCCGGCGUCCAGCGAAAGCCGGAUCCGUCCAGCUUCACAGACGUGCUCUGGCCGAACUGGAAGGCUCUCGGGGCGCCCGAUGCUGUGGAGGCGGAGCGCGUGCUGAUGGUCGGAGACACAUUGACGGACAUCCUAUACGCAAGAAACAUUGGGGCACAGGUGUGCUGGUGUCGGUACGGUCAGGGCGACGUUGAGGAGUGCCAACGGCUACAACCGGAUCACACUGCGGAGACAUUAGAAGAUGUGCUUAAGAUCGUGGAGGGCAGAUCGUGAUUGGCGAGAAACCCUCUGGCAUCUCGCUCAUGACAAGGCACGAUGGUGUAGGCAGCUCUUCGUUUUUCACGCGAUGCGCAUAGACUUAGAUCCACAUAGACCUAUUGCUCGUCUCAGUUCCCCGAUACUGGGGAUCAAGGCACCCCACAUCUCCCCCUUUCACCAGCCUACUGGUCUGCAAUCUCCGGGAGAGUAGCAAUCCCGGGGAUGCCUCUAACCUAACUAAAUGGAGUGUGUGUAACUGCGUCGUUGAAUAGGUCCCCGGUUCGUGUAGGUG
This is a messenger RNA of Aspergillus piperis CBS 112811, 1173 nucleotides long. RefSeq names its product HAD family hydrolase. The transcript has a single exon. Gene Ontology annotation, biological process: DNA repair; dephosphorylation. The record is from RefSeq and is a predicted model, not a curated record. Bases 195 to 896 code for a protein of 233 amino acids. Gene Ontology annotation, molecular function: phosphoglycolate phosphatase activity. Lineage: Eukaryota; Fungi; Ascomycota; Eurotiomycetes; Eurotiales; Aspergillaceae.